Molecule: messenger RNA, 1164 nt
Organism: Acanthosepion pharaonis
Lineage: Eukaryota; Metazoa; Mollusca; Cephalopoda; Sepiida; Sepiidae
Source: the annotation of a GenBank genome assembly
AUGUCCAAGUAUAUUUUCCUCUCAUAUUCCAGGCUGCAAACUGGAAAUGGAUCCAUUAUUUUCCCAUAUUUUUUCUCCAGUUUCUCUCCACCCCCCACCUUUCCCUCCAUACUUCUUAUUUAUUUUUUUCAUUCCCCAAUUCCCUUCGCUAAUCUUUUUCCUCCAAUAAAAAAUUUUCUUCCAAUUUCAAUCCAACUUUCUUUCAUUUUUCUUUUUUCUCCACUUCCAAUUUAUACUCUAGUUGACACUUUGUCUUCCUUUAAACUGUUCACUUCCCCACGGGAUUCCUCUUCCUUUAUCCUCUCCUUCUAUUUCAUUCAGUUAACUCAUUUUCUUCUUUUUCUUUCUUCAUCAACAUAUUCUUACUGCAUUUUAUAUUACCCAUCUCUAUCUAUUUUAUUUCUUUUUCUCUUUAUUUCCAUUUUAUAUCUUAUUCUUUAUCCUCCCUCGGCCUCUUCAUAUUUAUUCUAUACACGUUUUUCUUUCUUGUUUUCUCUAUUUCUAACUACUUCUCUUUCCUUCUUUUUGUCCUUCAUAUUAUUUAACCCUUUUCUUUUCUUCAUCUUUUUUUUUAUUCCUUCUCUCUCUAGUCCAUACCCUUUUCUUUUCUUAAUUCUUAUUCACUCACUUCAUGUUAUGAAUUCUUCACAUCCACCCAUGGGUCAUUUCUUUAUCUUCUUUAUUUUACUCCCCACACUGUUUCUCCUUCUUUUAUACAUCCUCUUCUCCAUAUAUUUGUUAAUUUCUUCUCUGCUAAACUACAUACAUAUGCACUGCCACCUACAUCAACAACCACCAGCUACUUCUCUUUUUUCCCCUGUAAUGAAAUUCACCAUUUUUUUUUUUUUUCACUUCUUGACAUUUUUUUCCUUCUUUUUGUUUAAUUUUUUUGCUUCUCUCCUCUGGUCAUUUCUCACCCUCAACUCUUUCCACCGCCCUCACUAUCUAUCAGCCAAUGAAAAGAUGACACUCUCAUGCUACUUUUUCUUCCCCUGCACAUUCCCUCCCUUUAAUUGUGCUACCGGGCUGCAGUCCUACAUUACCCAGGCCUGGCUCCAUACAUGGCUAGAUAAUUUCAAGAAUUUCUCUCAUGUGUUCUGGUCGCCAAUUCUCCCUCUAUUUUUCUUUGUCUCUCUUUCUUUCCCUUUCUGUCCCCCCCAAUGA